AUGUAUCUGCCCGAACCUGACGUCACCACACACGACGCGCAGUCCCUCUUCUUUGCUUGCUUGGUCGCAGCCGUAUCCGUAGCCCUACCCCGCGCAACGAGCGAGCGUUUUCGCGAAUCUCUCAUCCUGGCUGGUAAUAAGCGUCGGAGUUUCUCCAGCUCGGGAGGACUUUUGAACAGGAUGUUUGGCACAUCGCCCGGCAAAGAUGACGAAGCCACAAUAGACAUCGCUGCGGCCACGGACGCAUCCAAGGGCGCAAAUGCCAACCCCCCCGCCGAGAAGCGGAACAGUAACACGCCCGCUGUAGAGCGCAAAGCCACCGAACCCAGUCCCAUUUCCGAGAAGAAGCGGAGGAGUAGCACCGCGUCGCGCGCCCGAGACAUGUUCUCCAGUGCAAAACAAUCCCUCCACCUUGGAUCGUCGCCGACAUCUGGCUCUGGUGGCGUAGAAAAGACCAUGCAGACGCCUAUGCAGAAGCUUGGAAAAGCCGACCCUGCGCUCAGUGUGCCUCAGGGUUCACUGAACAAUUCGGCUGGCGAAUCGCAUCCAGGACCGUACUCCACGUUUCGCGUUGGUGUGACGGAGGACAAGAAUAAAAAAUGCAGGAGGACUAUGGAGGAUACGCAUGCGUACUUGUAUAACUUCCUCAGUACGCCCGCCCCGAACUUCAGUCCGGAUAAGAGCCGCGGCUCGCUUUCAGACGGAUCUAGCUCUUCGGAUCUACCGGUCGUGGAGACUGACAACGGGUACUUCGCGAUUUUCGAUGGACAUGCCGGCACCUUUGCGGCAGAUUGGUGCGGAAAGAAACUACAUCUGCUCCUUGAAGAAACCAUUCGAAGAAACCCCAACACGCCUAUACCGGAGCUCCUAGAUCAAACAUUUACGCUUGUGGAUCAGCAAUUAGAGAAGCUGCCCCUUAAGAACAGCGGUUGCACCGCCGUGAUAGCAGUGCUGAGAUGGGAAGAUCGUGUGCCCAACCAAGCUUCGUCAACCGGCUCUACCUUGUUCGCACCAGCUGCGGUGUCAGCUUUGAAGAACGCAACCGACGGGGGCGAGAAGCAAUCGGAAACUACCAGCACUGCAGAGUCGUCUUCGACGGCAGAAGUGGCCCAAGAGCAUCCCGUGGAGACUAAACUGCGAAACGACGCUAGCCGCCAGAGAGUCCUAUACACUGCGAACGUGGGUGAUGCCAGGAUAGUGCUGUGCCGCAAUGGGCGAGCACUCCGAUUGUCUUACGAUCACAAGGGCAGCGACGACAAUGAAGGCCGCCGCGUUGCUAGCGCUGGUGGCUUGAUCCUCAAUAACCGUGUCAAUGGUGUUUUGGCUGUCACGCGAGCACUGGGAGAUGCGUACAUGAAGGAUCUGGUCACUGGACACCCUUACACAACCGAGACGGUCAUUCAACCCGAUCAAGACGAGUUUUUGAUUCUUGCUUGCGAUGGGCUCUGGGACGUGUGUUCCGAUCAGGAGGCCGUCGACCUCGUUCGCGGAGUCCAAGACCCGCAAGUCGCCUCAAAAACAUUGGUUGACCAUGCUCUCGCGCGAUUCUCCACGGACAACUUAUCAUGCAUGGUCGUACGCUUCGAUAACAAGGCACUGAAACAGCGCAAGACUGAGGCUCAGCUCGGCGUGGAUAAGAACCCGCCUAGCACGCAGCCAGGUAUCAGUGAAGCAGAUGCCAUCGUUGCCCAGGCUAAGAGGGAGAUAGGAGAGCCGGAGCAGUCGGUAGAGAGUGCUGCAAAGGACGUGAUUCAGGAGGAGGAAGACGAACAGGAGGAGAAUGGGCCGGAGUUGAAUGCGGAAGCUGUGAAGGCUGCUCGGAAGAAUCCUGGAUGA
Molecule: messenger RNA, 1836 nt
Organism: Didymosphaeria variabile
Lineage: Eukaryota; Fungi; Ascomycota; Dothideomycetes; Pleosporales; Didymosphaeriaceae
Gene: MgPP2CL-1
Product: mgpp2cl-1, protein phosphatase 2C-like protein 1
Exons: 3
Coding region: 1-1836 (611 amino acids)
Biological process (GO): protein dephosphorylation
Molecular function (GO): protein serine/threonine phosphatase activity; cation binding
Source: RefSeq, a predicted model, not a curated record